AUGCCUCGUCCUCGUUCCCUACGGUCCCUCGCAAUAUCAACGGAUGUCAAUAAGCGAAGUGCCUCGAGAGGACCGCCUUCGCCUACGUUCUCGGAUGCGACGAACGCUUCUGCAAUGAACUUCGGAGUGGACGGGCCAGAGAAGAUCAUUACGAGGGCGAACCUGAGGGCGAGCUUGCAGGCAUACGAGAAUCUCAUGAAUACAUGUGCCAACUACCGGUCGACACUCCUGACCAUGGCCACCGCGACAGCAGCAUUUGCUGAUGCCAUGGAAGCCUGCGCCGCUUUGAAGGGACCGAGGUAUGAGGCGGGCACCAGGUUCCAGGCAGCUUCAGGAUUGCAUCAUCUCAUAGCCAAUCAUUGGCAUGUCCUGGCUGGUACCAUCGGCGAGAAGUUUGAAAAGCCUUUACGGCAGCAUAUGGAUGAUUACCGGAACGUCGUUGCAGAACGCUCAGCUUCUUAUGAGAAAGCUCUCCACGAGAAGAGCAGGAUGAUACGGGAAACCGAGAUGGCCAAUAUGAAUAAGAAGGGCCGAAAUCUCCAGUCAUUUAGAGAGACCCUCAACUUGCUUCAGAAACAAGUCGAUGAGUUGGAUGAGCUAAAGGCACGCCAUUACCAGGAAGUCUUGGAGCACGAAGAGGAGGUAUGGGAUGUUGUGCAAGGCAAGAUAUCAUUGGUCGUGCGUUCGACCAUGGAUGUCUUUGACAGGUUCACAUCGAAGGCGUCGGAUCCUGUGAUUGAACCAAUGUUGCAAUCAGUCCCAGAUCCAUUCGACUCAUACGGUCCACCGACAGCCGAAGACCAAAUAUUCAGCAUAUUACCGCCCUUGUCGAUGCUGUCCACUGCACCUGCCUCAUCGUCGCCCAGUCCAAUGAUGACGACACCCGACCUUGAGCAGCCUAUGCCGACACCGUCAAAUUCGUGGACGCACAGCACUGGAAUAUACGGUGGCACAGGUGCGCCUUGGGGAGACUUCUCGUCGCCAGCCUCACCUCCCUCGUCACCACCUCGUGCGUCGUCACCGCCUUCCGGCAUGUCUAGACGGCACUCGCAUCCAUUCCCUGUUGCUCCAGGGCACCACCCACGAAGAUCGGACUCGUCGAAACUGCGUUCCAUGCUGUCUGUCGUUGACGAGUCCUCUCAUCAUCGCAACGGAACAAGUGACUCGGACCGUUCGGAUGACUCGGAGAAGACAGUCUCCUCGCCAGGGAUUGACAGUGACCGUGAACACGACGGCGGUUGGGCACAGUAUGCUGCUGUUGGCCAGCCGUCAUCAAACCACGUUUCGAGUAGUGAGCUCACCCCUCGAAAUUCUGCUUUCUUCCCUACGCCGUCCUCUCCGUCGCAAGAACUAGCCCCGGAUCGAAGUACAACACCACGGCUUGAGGACCACACCGGCAUAGCUGUAUCAUAGUCGCAUUCUUACUGCAUCUCACUGCCUUCGCUUUGUUUACUCCUUCGGACUGUUUUGUUUGGCUUUACCACUCGUGC
Messenger RNA from Gloeophyllum trabeum ATCC 11539, 1490 nucleotides. RefSeq lists its product as uncharacterized. The record is from RefSeq and is a predicted model, not a curated record. Gene Ontology annotation, biological process: vacuole fusion, non-autophagic. Gene Ontology annotation, cellular component: fungal-type vacuole membrane. Lineage: Eukaryota; Fungi; Basidiomycota; Agaricomycetes; Gloeophyllales; Gloeophyllaceae. Bases 1 to 1413 code for a protein of 470 amino acids. The transcript is spliced from 7 exons. Gene Ontology annotation, molecular function: phospholipid binding.